Molecule: messenger RNA, 1505 nt
Organism: Bombina bombina (fire-bellied toad)
Lineage: Eukaryota; Metazoa; Chordata; Amphibia; Anura; Bombinatoridae
Gene: PITPNC1
Product: phosphatidylinositol transfer protein cytoplasmic 1
Exons: 10
Coding region: 572-1378 (268 amino acids)
Biological process (GO): phospholipid transport
Cellular component (GO): cytoplasm
Molecular function (GO): phosphatidylinositol binding; phosphatidylinositol transfer activity
Source: RefSeq, a predicted model, not a curated record
CAGGACACAGAUACAACUAGGAACUGAGAGCUGCAUCAUCUGCUCCAGCUUCAGAUAAAGACCCUGGAGGGGGGAAAGAUUAGGAGGGGAACAACACAACCAGCCAGAUCUUGUCAAGUGUAGGAGCCCAACUGCAGAGGGAAGAGGGAUUUGUGAUCAGCUCUGCAUGGCUUUGUUUCCAGACUGGAAGUAAAGCUGCAUCUCUUUAUUUUACCAGCAAGGAUUCUUUCUGCCCUGUGCAAUAUUAUACAUUAAAUACUAGUACAGUAUACACAGUAUUGGCAUGUCCUGAUAGCUGCAGAGUUGUGAUCCACACCCAUCCCCACGCGUGGAUCUGUAUCUCCUUGGAUGGUUGCCUGUGUUUGCUGCUAGAGCCACAGUAUAUUUUCCUGUCUAAGGAUUGAGUUGUGGUUUCUUGCUGGGUCAGCCCUUCCUCCUCUAUGCAGGGGAUUUAAUGCACAGGAAAGGCACAGUCUGCAGAAGAUUCAUUCAUUUGGGGGUCCCCAACCCCUUAUUCAGGUUUUGAUUCCUGCAUUGGUUCCUUGGAUUUCACCCUAUUCAAGCAUUGAACAUGCUGCUGAAGGAGUACCGGAUCUGUAUGCCUCUCACGGUAGAGGAGUACAGAAUUGGACAGUUGUAUAUGAUCAGCAAACAUAGCCAUGAACAGAGUGACCGAGGAGAAGGUGUGGAAGUUGUUCAGAAUGAGCCCUAUGAGGAUCCAGUUCACGGGCCUGGCCAGUUAACAGAGAAGAGGGUUUACCUGAACAGCAAACUUCCAAGCUGGGCUCGAGCUGUUGUCCCCAAAAUCUUCUAUGUAACGGAGAAAGCCUGGAACUACUAUCCAUACACUAUCACAGAAUACACAUGUUCUUUUUUGCCGAAAUUUUCCAUUCAUAUAGAGACAAAGUAUGAAGACAACCAAGGAUGUAAUGAUAGUAUUUUUGACAAUGAAGCCAAAGACCUGGAGAGAGAUGUUUGCUUUAUUGACAUUGCAUGUGAUGAGAUCCCUGAGCGCUAUUAUAAAGAGUCAGAGGAUCCCAGAAACUUUAAGUCAGAAAAGACAGGGCGAGGUCUACUCAAGGAAGGCUGGAGAGAGACGCAUCAGCCGAUUAUGUGCUCCUAUAAAUUAGUUGCUGUGAAAUUUGAGGUGUGGGGACUUCAGACUCGGGUUGAGCAGUUUGUGCAUAAGGUUGUUAGAGAUAUUCUGCUGAUUGGACACCGACAAGCCUUUGCCUGGGUUGAUGAGUGGUAUGAUAUGACAAUGGAUGAUGUUCGAGAUUACGAGAAAAAUAUGCAGUACAAAACCAACAUUAAAGUUUGCAAUCAACAUUCAUCUACAAUGGAUGAAAUAGGCAGUCAUGCCAAAGCAAGCACAUGACAAUGGAUGAGGUCCGAGAGUUUGAAAGAACCACUCAGGAAGCCACGAACAAGAAAAUCGGAUUCUUCCCACCCUCAAUUUCAAUCACUGACAUUGCUCUGCCCUCAUUGGCACGCAGUGGGCCUUC